AUGGGUCGAAAGCUUGGUCUCUUCCGGGCUAUCUGCCUGGUGUCAGCCAGUUGCAUGGGCUCAUUUGCCUUCGCCUUUGACACCGGCGUCAUCAGCGGCGUUCUCACAUUGUCCUCAUUUCAGAGGGAUUUCAGAUACACUGCGGCUGAGAAGACCUCGGUCAACUCCAACGCCGUCUCUAUCCUGCAAGCAGGCGCCUUCUUCGGUUGCUUUUUCACGACUCCCAUCGCUAAAUACCUCGGUCGGCGACUUGGACUCAUUGUAAGCUCGCUAGUAUUUACUGUGGGAACCAUUCUGCAGGUCGUCAACUCCCACACGCUGGGUACCUUUUAUACUGGUCGAGUGAUUGCGGGUUUUGGGAUCGGAGCUGCCACGGUGUUGAUUCCAGUCUAUGCGGCAGAGAUGUCUCCUAAAGAGUUCCGGGGUCGGCUUGGUGCCUGUUUCCAGCUUUUCUUUACAUUAGGAGUGAUGAUCGCGUAUUGGGUGACAUAUGCCGUAUCCAAGGACCAGCCGUCUGCGACAAAACAAUGGCAGAUCGCGCUGGGCCUGCAACUGCUGCCUUCCUCGGUGCUUCUGGUUGGGAUGCUAGCUGUCAAGGAGAGUGCGCGAUGGCUUGCGUCUAAAGGAAGGAUCAACCAAGCGCGCGAAUCGCUGAAAUGGGUCCGCGGGGGCGAGGAGACUGAAGAGCUUCAGAAAGAGUUCGACGAGAUCCUUGCCGGAAUUGCCGAGGAGGCCCGCAUUAAGGAAGGCUUUACGUUCCGCGAACUGCUCAUCCCAGCCAACCGAUACCGCUUGUUCAUCGCCUUCACCAUUCAGCUCGCCGCUCAACUGACAGGCAACACGUCUCUGGCGUACUACGCCACGCAGAUCUUCUCAGCGGUGGGCGCCGGCAACUCCAGCAAGCUCGUAACCGGCUUCUUUGGGCUUGUCAAAGUGGUCGGCGUGUGUGUCUUUCAGCUCUUCGUCCUCGACCGCGUCGGCCGACGCUGGCCGUUCAUGGUCGGCGCCGCAGCCAUGGGUUCGUUCAUGCUCAUCAUCGCCUGUGUGCUGGCCACCCAUCCAACCAAUUCCUCGGCGACCCACGCGAGCCCCGCCGGCAUCGCCAUGAUCCUUAUGACCUACUGCGAAGCCUUCAGCUACAACAUGUCGUGGGGCCCGCUCCCCUGGCUCUACGUCGGGGAAAUAUUCAGCAGCCGCAUGCGUGAGAUUGGAGUGACUGUCGGCGCGGCGUCACAGUGGCUGUUCAACUUCAUGAUGUCGCAGAUCACCCCGCAUGCGAUCGACAAUAUCGGGUGGCGCAUGUUCCUCAUGUUUGCGAUCUUCAACUACGCGGUGAUGAUAUACGCGUAUGUGUUUUUGAAAGAGACUUCGCAGUACUCGUUGGAGGAAAUGCAGAAUGUUUUUGGUGGGAAUAGCCAUACAUGUGAUAAAAUCGUGGAGACGGGUGAGAAGGGUCAGGACGCUGGGGAUGUACCUGGGGAAGCUAGUAGGCAGACCCAAAACACUGCGCCCAAGGAGGGAUGA
Molecule: messenger RNA, 1524 nt
Organism: Aspergillus homomorphus CBS 101889
Lineage: Eukaryota; Fungi; Ascomycota; Eurotiomycetes; Eurotiales; Aspergillaceae
Product: putative MFS sugar transporter
Exons: 3
Coding region: 1-1524 (507 amino acids)
Biological process (GO): transmembrane transport; carbohydrate transport
Cellular component (GO): membrane
Molecular function (GO): carbohydrate:proton symporter activity
Source: RefSeq, a predicted model, not a curated record